Coregonus sp. 'balchen' is the source of this 26153-nucleotide messenger RNA. The record is from the annotation of a GenBank genome assembly. NCBI's taxonomy places the organism in Eukaryota, Metazoa, Chordata, Actinopteri, Salmoniformes, Salmonidae.
AUGGCAUCAACAAAGGCAAAGGUUGGGAUAAUAAAUGAGAGCAACUCUAUUUGCGAGAGUGCCAAGACCUGCGCAAACAGUCCCAUGUUAUUGGCCGGAGCAGCAUCGUUAACAUUGAACAACAGGACAUACUCACUCGAUGACCUGGACACCAUUGCCACAGUUGGUAAGUUUAGGCAGCAAGCCAGUAUGUUACAGUACACACACUGGUGAAACUGGUCUGUCUAUCGCAGGGCUUGUCACACUAUCCUGCCUAUCAACUAGGCUAUAUAGGGCAUAGGCUACUACUACUGGUACAUGUGUGGCUCGUGCACAACAGCACAAGCAAUGAAAGCCAAGGCGACUAUGUGAUCAGCCAUUCCAUGGACUAUGAGAUCAUGACAUGACCAUGAGACAUGGUGAUUUGCUGAACAUGAAACAUAAUUCAACUCUUGAGUCAGAAGAUAGCUGUCAUGACUCUGUUCGGUCUGCUACUUAAUCUGUCUGCUGGAAGUGGACAAGGACAUUCUCAGUUUGUCAAGCCCACCCAUAGGUUUAUGGCCCACUCUGUGCCCAAUCAUUGAGAAAUUCAUCAUCCCACACAGUUGCUGGGAUUGUCAAAAUGUUCUUGACAUGGCAUUAGGGGAAAUAUCUGUAUCCAUCUCAGGGAUCAGGCUGGAUAAAUGGUUGCAUUGCAUACAUGAAAUAACCAGCUUGAGAAGUGAAAGCUUAAUGGAGAAAAUCUUACUUUCCUCAUCAGGCUUUUGCUACAUUGAAUCCCUAGUUUAGAGAGGAUGAGUAUAUAUUAUUUGUGAGAAGGAAAUAGCUAUAUUAGUAAGAUGUUCCUAUUGCCCUGUGAAAUUCAAAGGAAUGUCAAAGUUCAUGUUUGGUUCUGCUCACUCUUGUAUGUGCAUGUAAGUCCUUUCACUGCAUUGUUAAUGUGUCAGCAGACUCAGCUGUUGAACAGUGUUUUUUUCACAUGGCAGGAUGGGUGGAGUCCACUCUGUGGUGAGUCUAAUGCCAGAAAGCAAGAAUGUUAAAACAACAUGCACUACUUCAACACUGAACACACGCUACUGAUAACGAAAACCACUUAAUCUUUUACAGCGCUCUCAUAUUUGAUUAAUGACAAGGAAGACACUUAGCUAAUAGAGAAUUCCCUUCUCAUUCUAAGCCCACGCGAUCGGGGAAAGCAUGAAGCUUAAGAUAAAAUCAUCCAAUUUGCAAAGCCUUUUGUUAGAUGAUGAGGGGGAUUUACUUAUUAUGACAAAUCAGUUAAAUGUCUUGAGGACUGCUUUUGUCUAAUGGUCAUUGAAAUAAUGAGGCACCUUGCUCUCACGUGACAUUUAAAGCUUAGUCAUUACAGACAUUUUGCCCAUCUUUCAUGCAUAGGAAAAGUGUUCUGGUGAUGAGGCAAAGAUGGUGGGGCAUAAGACUACAUCAAGGUACGUGGCCACUGGCCAAGUGCUUUGAGUAGCAUCAACAAGCUCUUAUCAUUCCACGUCUGGCAUUGUUCCAUCAAAUAUUUAGUGUUAGUUAAAUCAAACAAAAACACGGGCCUAUCUAAUUCAGCUCCCACAAAAUUAGAACAAGAAACAUUCUGUAUUCUAUCCAGCAAACCAAGAAUCGGACAAAAUUACACUCCUUAGCUGUGAAAAUAAGUGUAGCUGUGAAAAUAAGUGUCGCUGCUUCUCACUCUAAUUGAUUCAAUUCACGUGUGGAGAAUACAUUGUUCAGUUAUUUUCCCCUUCACUUUUCCAAGUUAGCUAGAUCUCUGGUUUGUUUCCAUGACAAUACCUCACGUUGGUGUUGAGAGAAAUGUCCAUUUUGUGCCAUUUAUUAUCAUAUAGCCUAACUGUUAGAAUUUCUUUUGGAAACACUAUUCAGUAUUCAGUAGGGCUGCACUGAGGCUAGGAAACACUAUCACCACCGAUAAAUCUACAAUAAUCGAGAAUUUCAACAAGCAUUUUGCUAUGGCUGGCCAUGCUUUCCACCUGGCUACCACUACCUCGGCCACCAACUCUGCACCCUCCGCUGCAACUUGCCCAUGCCCCCCCCGCUUCUCCUUCACACAAAUUCAGACUGCUGAUGUUCUGAAAGAGCUGCAAAAUCUGGACCCCUACAAAUCAGCUGGGCUAGACAAUCUGGACCCUUUCUUUCAAAAACUAGCCGCCGAAAUUGUCGCAACCCCUAUUACUAGCCUGUUCAACCUCUCUUUCGUAACGUCUGAGAUCCCCAGAGAUUGGAAAGCUGCCGCGGUCAUCCCCCUCUUCAAAGGGGGUGACACUCUAGAUCCAAACUGUUACAGACCUAUAUCCAUCCUGCCCUGCCUUUCGAAAGUAUUUGAAAGCCAAGUUAACAAACAGAUCACCGACCAUUUCGAAUCCCACCGUACCUUCUCCACUAUGCAAUCCAGUUUCCGAGCUGGUCAUGGGUGCACUUCAGCCACGCUCAAGGUCCUAAACGAUAUUAUAACCGCGAUCGAUAAUAGACAGUACUGUGCAGCCGUCUUCAUCGACCUGGCCAAGGCUUUCGACUCUGUCAACCACCGCAUUCUUAUUGGCAGACUAAUUAGCCUUGGUUUCUCAAAUGACUGCCUCGCCUGGUUCACCAACUACUUCUCAGAUAGAGUUCAAUGUGUCAAAUCGGAGGGCCUGUUGUCUGGACCUAUGGCAGUCUCUAUGGGGAUGCCACAGGGUUCAAUUCUUGGGCCGACUCUUUUCUCUGUGUAUAUCAAUGAUGUCGCUCUUGCUGCUGGUGACUCUCAGAUCCACCUCUACGCAGACGACACCAUUUUGUAUACAUCUGGCCCUUCAUUGGACACUGUGUUAACAAACCUCCAAACGAGCUUCAAUGCCAUACAACACUCCUUCAGUAGCCUCCAACUGCUCUUAAACACUAGUAAAACUAAAUACAUGCUCUUCAAUCGAACGCUGCUGGCACCCGCCCACCCGACUAGAAUCACCACUCUCGACGGGUCUGACCUAGAGUAUGUGGACAACUACAAAUACCUAGGUGUCUGGUUAGACUGUAAACUCUCCUUCCAGACUCACAUUAAGAAUCUCCAAUCCAAAGUUAAAUCUAGAAUCGGCUUCCUAUUUCGCAACAAAGCCUCCUUCACUCAUGCUGCCAAACAUGCCCUCGUAAAACUGACUAUCCUACCGAUCCUUGACUUCGGCGAUGUAAUUUACAAAAUAGCCUCCAACACUCUACUCAGCAAAUUGGAUGUAGUCUAUCACAGUGCCAUCCGUUUUGUCUCCAAAGCCCAAUACACUACCCACCACUGUGACCUGUACGCUCUUGUUGGCUGGUCCUCACUGCAUGUUCGUCGUCAAACCCACUGGCUCCAGGCCAUCUAUAAAUCACUGCUAGGCAAAUCCCCGCCUUAUCUUAGCUCAUUGGUCACCAUAGUAGCACCCACCCGUAGUCUGCGCUCCAGCAGGUAUAUCUCACUGGUCAUUCCCAAAGCCAACACCUCCUUUGGCCGCCAUUCCUUCCAGUUCUCUGCUGCCAAUGACUGGAACGAAUUGCAAAAAUCUCUGAAGCUGGAGACUCUUAUCUCCCUCAAUAACUUUAAGCAUCAGUUGUCAGAGCACCUUACCGAUCACUGCACCUGUACACAGCCCAUCUGAAAUUAGCCCACCCAACUACCUCAUCCCUAUAUUGUUAUUUAUUUUGCUCUUUUGCACCCCAGUAUCUCUAUUUGCACAUAAUCUCUUGCACAUCUAGCAUUCCAGUGUUAAUACUAAUUGUAAUUAUUUUGCACUAUAGCCUAUUUAUUGCCUUACCUCCAUAACUUGCUACAUUUACACACACUGUAUAUAUAUUUUCUGUUGUAUUUUUUGACUUUAUGUUUUUUUUACCCCAUAUGUAAGUCUGUGUUGUUGUUUUUAUUGCACUGCUUUGCUUUAUCUUGGCCAGGUCGCAGUUGUAAAUGAGAACUUGUUCUCAACUGGCUUACCUGGUUAAAUAAAGGUGAAUUUUUUUUUGCGAUGUAUGCAUCCACAAUAGUCACAUCGCAGAAUGUGCGAUUUAGUAAGGUAAACAUAUAUCAGUCUACAAUAUAUAUAUUUUUUAAAUGUUAAACUAGCAUUAUAUCUGUCUGAUAUAACAUAAUUUACUCAGAUUUAUGGGUUAUUGGAUACACAGUUUAUUAUUAUUAUAUUAUUAUUUUAAACACGGAGUUCGUUGCUGCACGUGGUUGACAUGCAGGCUCUGCUUGUGCGUGACGAAAUGAUGGGCGAGGAACAGGCAAAAAAGACCGAAAUUGAGAAUUUGGUUGCAAAAAGAAAUGCAUCGUCAAUUAUAUGGAAAUAUUUAGGCUACAGACAGGAUGAUGUUGACCAAAAACAGGUACUUUGUCGAGAGUGCCUUGCAAUUGUUGCCACAACACGAGGCAACACGACCAAUUUGUUAGAUCAUUUUAAGGCGGCACCACAAAUCUUUGUAUGAUGAGUGCAAAGCACUCUAUUUCGGAUGCCUUUGCCAGUAUUACACCAUACGAGAAAGGUUCCAAAUGGCAGAGAGAAAUCACAGAUUCAAUAACAUUUCACGUCGCCAAAGACAUGGUACCAAUUAACACGGUUACCAAAGAGGGUUUUAAAAACAUGAUCCGGUCGCUUGACAAGCGGUAUGUAAUGCCAUCACGCAACUAUUUUUCUCAAGUUGCCAUCCCAGAGUUGUACGAGAAAUGCAAGGCACAAGUUGAAACAGAACUGUCACAAGUGGAAUAUUAUACAGCAACAACGGACUUGUGGUCCAGCCGGACAACGGAGCCCUACAUAAGUCUGACCGUACACUUUAUUAAUGAGGACUUCCACCUGAAAAGUCGCUGUUUGCAAACUGCAUUUUCCCCAGAGGAUCAUACAUACAUCCUGUAUUUUUUCAUAUCGCAAUAUAUAUUGCAGAAAAACAAAAUAUCGCAAUGUCAGUUAUUUCCAAUAUUGUGCAACCCUAGUAUUCAGUACACCAUGCAAGUAUUCAGUGCAGUAUUUGGUGCAUAUCCCUUUGCCUCAGGCAUUGCUGUAUUGGAGAGAAAAGGACAUACCAGGCUUGACCCAUUUGCAGGGGAAAACCUAUGUCACAUGGCCAAAUGAAAUCCCUAGACAUUUCUGGUGGUAAUCACUCAAUAUGAUGAAAAGAGAGUAUUUACACGCACACAUCUAAAAAUGGCACAGGAGCUACAAAAUCAGCGGAAGAAAAAAUGUACGUUUGCUGCUUCCACAAGAAGAUUAGGCUACUUGAGGGAGCAACAAACAGUGAUCGGAAAAGGACAUUACCUUAUGUCUUUACUGUGCAGACUGGUACUUGGCCUAAUCUCUCUAUUCUGCUUGCUUCUGCAGCAAGGGUUCCUUCAGAAUACAAACAAAAUAUUGAUUGAGCUGUUGGCUAAAGACUACGCGCGUGUCAUUAUUAGUUCACUUAUAUUGACCAAGGUGCUCACUAUGUUUGCCAAAAGAUUUUAUCUUGCUGUUUUUAGUGCUUUAGUAGUGUAGGCCUAAAGCCUGCUUGUUGGGAAUCUCUAGGAAAGCAGUACUAGGCCCACAAGGAGAGGACAAACAUCCAUAGCAUAUCCAUCUGAUUGUGCUGAGUUUACAAGAACAUAUCUACUUUGAGGCGAAAUAUUACACCAGCAAUGUUUUCAGGUACAGUGAGGGAAAAAAGUAUUUGAUCCCCUGCUGAUUUUGUACGUUUGCCCACUGACAAAGAAAUGAUCAGUCUAUAAUUUUAAUGGUAGGUUUAUUUGAACAGUGAGAGACAGAAUAACAACAACAAAAAUCCAGAAAAACGCAUGUCAAAAAUGUUAUAAAUUUGAUUUGCAUUUUAAUGAGGGAAAUAAGUAUUUGACCCUCUCUCAAUCAGAAAGAUUUCUGGCUCCCAGGUGUCUUUUAUACAGGUAACGAGCUGAGAUUAGGAGCACACUCUUAAAGGGAGUGCUCCUAAUCUCAGCUUGUUACCUGUAUAAAAGACACCUGUCCACAGAAGCAAUCAAUCAAUCAGAUUCCAAACUCUCCACCAUGGCCAAGACCAAAGAGCUCUCCAAGGAUGUCAGGGACAAGAUUGUAGACCUACACAAGGCUGGAAUGGGCUACAAGACCAUCGCCAAGCAGUUUGGUGAGAAGGUGACAACAGUUGGUGCGAUUAUUCGCAAAUGGAAGAAACACAAAAUAACUGUCAAUCUCCCUCGGCCUGGGGCUCCAUGCAAGAUCUGACCUUGUGGAGUUGCAAUGAUCAUGAGAACGGUGAGGAAUCAGCCCAAAACUACACGGGAGGACCUUGUCAAUGAUCUCAAGGCAGCUGGGACCAUAGUCACCAAGAAAACAAUUGGUAACACACUACGCCGUGAAGGACUGAAAUCCUGCAGUGCCCGCAAGGUCCCCCUGCUCAAGAAAGCACAUAUACAGGCCCGUCUGAAGUUUGCCAAUUAACAUCUGAAUGAUUCAGAGGAGAACUGGGUGAAAGUGUUUUGGUCAGAUGAGACCAAAAUCGAGCUCUUUGGCAUCAACUCAACUCACCGUGUUUGGAGGAGGAGGAAUGCUGCCUAUGACCCCAAGAACACCAUCCCCACGUCAAACAUGGAGGUGGAAACAUUAUGCUUUGGGUGUGUUUUUCUGCUAAGGGGACAGGACAACUUCACUGCAUCAAAGGGACGAUGGACGGGGCCAUGUACCGUCAAAUCUUGGGUGAGAACAGCCAGGGCAUUGAAAAUGGGUCGUGGAUGGGUAUUCUAGCAUGACAAUGACCCAAAACACACGACCAAGGCAACAAAGGAGUGGCUCAAGAAGAAGCACAUUAAGGUCCUGGAGUGGCCUAGCCAGUCUCCAGACCUUAAUCCCAUAGAAAAUCUGUGGAGGGAGCUGAAGGUUCGAGUUGCCAAACAUCAGGCUCGAAACCUUAAUGACUUGGAGAAGAUCUGCAAAGAGGAGUGGGACAAAAUCCCUCCUGAGAUGUGUGCAAACCUGGUGGCCAACUACAAGAAAUGUCUGACCUCUGUGAUUGCCAACAAGGGUUUUGCCACCAAGUACUAAGUCAUGUUUUGCAGCGGGGUCAAAUACUUAUUUCCCUCAUUAAAAUGCAAAUCAAUUUAUAACAUUUUUGACAUGCGAUUUUCUGGAUUUUUUUGUUGUUAUUCUGCCUCUCACUGUUCAAAUAAACCUACCAUUAAAAUUAUAGACUGAUCAUGUCUUUGUCAGUGGGCAAACGUACAAAAUCAGCAGGGGAUCAAAUACUUUUUUCCCUCACUGUAUAGUAGUACAGUUGAGCUCAGAAUCAAACCUGACAGUUAUCUAACCUCUGUCUUAUCAUGUGAUGACAGUGAAUAAGAAGAAAAAGACAGGGUUUGGGCUUUGUUUGCUUGCCCCUAUUAGAUUACUAUGGAGACUGAGAACAGGGAAGGACAAAGAUCCCUUGUAUGAGGUAAGCCCAAACGUGCUAGAAGCCAACAUUCCAUGACUCUAUUGGGUGAUUGUGAGUCAGUCACUCAGUUCUGUUUGUCUACUCCCUCUCUCCUUACAGUGAAAUAUGACUAGAUGUAGGAUGUCAUUUUGUACUCCUCCUGACCUGGGGAUGGGAAUAGAGAAACAAUCUGAAUUGUUGGCCAAAAUAAUGAGCUCGGAUUUGUAAAAGAGUGAGAAGACGACUCAAUGAAUAUUGGACAGUUCUUCCAGGUUCAACCUCUUUAAUUGAUGGAAGGGUUGAAGACAUGUCAGGGAGAAUUGAAUGUCAAAAACGCAAAUAUGGCAUUCUGAUUUCAUGAUCUGACUUAACCACAGAUCUCUUCUUGAUUAUCAUGGUUGAUUUGCCUCAGAAAUAAACUGAAUGUUGCUCUACGACCUUUGGGCGUGUGAAUGGUGUGUGUGUGUGUGAGAGUGUGAGAGAGAGAGAGAGAGAGAAGAACGCCUUUUCUAAUGACAGUUAUUCUCUCUCUCUCCUUGCCUCAGGCACAGGGACUUUUGGCAGGGUGUUCCUGGUGAAAGACAAGAAGAGCAGGGCGUUCUACGCUCUGAAGGCUAUGAAGAUCCCUGACGUGAUCCGGCUGAAGCAGGAGCAGCACGUUCACAAUGAGAAGGAAGUCCUGACCGAAGUCAACCACCCCUUCCUCAUCAGACUGUGAGUGUCUGAUCACCUCAACACCACAUAACAUAACUUAACAAAACAUAGCAUAACAUGGCUAUCGUAAGAUAAAGAGAAGGAAGUCCUGACCGAAGUCAACCUCCCCAACAUCAUCAGACUGUGAGUGUCUGAUCACCUCAACACCACCGCCAUCGUCAGCCACAGAUCUGUUGGAGGUGGAUUUAAUAUAUAAAUAAUAUAUGCCAUUAAGCAGAAGUCUUUAUCCAAAGUGACAUCCCCUACAGUGAGUGUAUACGUUUCUAAUAUAUGUAUGUGAUUAGUGGUAUUGAAACCCACCACCUUGGUGUUGCUUGCACCACGCUCUUACCGACUAAGCCACACAGGACCACUUUCCACUUGUCCUCUACAACCGCUUUGACAAGGCCCAUGCCACAUACUGUAAGCUGAGCAAACAUUGCCCAGACUACCCUUUUUUUCCUAACUCUCUACAUCCAACCACUGUUCCCCGACAAAUAUUUGUGUUUGAAUAGAGUCACCUUGUUCAAAUGUACCGUUUUGUUUAUUUACUGUUUAUGCCUUCCAGGUUCUGGACCCACCAUGACGAUCGUUUACUCUACAUGCUGAUGGACUACGUUCCAGGCGGGGAGCUGUUCAGUUACCUCCGUAGCCGCGGGCGCUUCAGCAACACCACGGGCCUCUUCUACUCCACAGAGAUCGUGUGUGCCAUCGAGUACCUCCACUCCAAAGAGAUCGUCUACCGAGACCUGAAGCCGGAGAAUAUACUGCUGGACAGCGAGGGACACAUCCGCCUCACAGACUUCGGCUUCGCUAAGAAGCUCUCGGACAGGUAUGAUGUAAUGCCACAGAGUACGACUUCAUUGUCCAUCGAAACGGAAUUGUGUCUUUGGACUGUGUUAUUAUAUUUCCAACCUCCCUGAGACCACACACACCCUAGAGACUGGAAGUAGCACAGGGUCAGCCGCAGAGCAGCAUCCCAGUAUGAGCUGUUCGUCCCCACCGGGAUCAUCCCAUCUGGGAGCAGGUGUACUGCACAGCUAGGACAUCCUUAAUUGUUAGACAUUAUGCCCCCUAACAAGUCAUUACCAGGAUAUUAUUAGACUACCAUGUUAAUUGUGGGAGUGAAUGUUGUUUGUUUUUCUUUCUCAUUGUAAGACUAUAACACGUUUGGGAAUUGUAGCCAUACAGACACAUUUGCCUGAUUGGUACAGUAGGGUUAUAGAUGUCCUUCCGGAAGAUGUCAUAUUACAUUUCCAUAUAAUAUUCACAGAAUGUAUGGAGGGGAAUCCUCGCUCUAUCUAAAAUGGAAUCCCAAAACAUGAGAGAAAUGCAAAGAUGCGAUUAAAUUGCCGUUAUUUUGUUUUUAUAUUAGUGUUACAAGCAGCGAGACGUCUUCAGGGACCUCAGUAGAAUUGGAAAGCUGCAGCACUCAGGGUUAAAACAGUUUUGUAUCUGCAGUGCAGUAAUGUAGUGAUACUGCAGUAGCACUAGUGUUUUGCAGGGAGCCUCGCUGAACACAAACCUGACCCACUGACAUGUAAACAGAAUGGAGUAAGAUUCCAUUUUCUCUGGCCGGGAGAGUAAAACAGAUUUGUACUAGAUGUGGCUCUGAUGUGCAACUUGUGACCCACUUAAAGAAAUGGAAGGCAAAAGGAAUUGCCUUGAAUGCGUGGAGCAUGUGAAGAACAAACGAAUAGGAGAGUUGGCUGCCUUGCCACUGGUGGUGUUCCUCGUGUGUGUGUGUGUGUGUGUGUGUGUGUGUGAUCAGUUUACAAGAUGAAAUACCACACCACACUGUUGAUGCUUCCACAGUGCCACCUAGUGGCAGAAUAAUAUUGACCCGCUUGGUUCUAGGACGUGCUCAGAGUUUACUGUUUUAUUAGACCAGCUUUGCCAGGCGUAGAGCAGCACUCUGUCCAGAGAGACUACUCUGAGCCUGCGGUAGAUAUGCCUAUGUGAUAAAGAGCCAUGCGACAAAAAACAUGCAAUUACAGUGCAAGCUGCAUUUUCCUCAUUGCGUCCAAAUUGUCCCAUUCUUGUUCACCUCAAAAUAUAUAAUAAAGAUGGAAAUGUACAAAUGAAACCAAGGACCUUGAGCCUGCUCCUUAAACAGAGUAACCAUUUGCAUACAAAUUAACCAUCACCACGGCAACCGACCAAAAGGGUUAUUUUCCAGCGGGCCAGUGUUGUUUUUUCAUCAGAACAUUUUAAAAAUUUGAUAAAAAUGAUCAUUUUGUUGUGUCCUAUUCUGCUCCCCACUUCAGAUGCCCUCCCUGGCCUGAACAUAGUGAUCCAGGCUUCUAUAUAUCCUCCAGCCAGUGUUAAAUCAGCUGUACUAUUGAACCAAAGACAUUGAUCUACCAAUAACACAACCAGAACCAAUACUUCCAGCAAACUAAAGAUCCGUCGCUCUGUUGGAUCCAAAUACCACCCGAUAGUACUGUGAGAUCAGGCUACACACGCUGUAUUAGUUAUACCAUAUCAAUGUACAUGCUACUGUGAGAUCAGCCUGCAUAGACUACACUACUACUGACUGAAGGACCAGUCGACUGACAGCUGAUACUACUGUGAGAUCAGCCUGCAUACAGGAUACUACUAUAAACAGCAGCUUGAUUACUUUACAAGACUGGGGUUGUCUUUCCCUGUAUGUAACAGGAGUCUCCUCUCUCAAGGGUAAACUCAUUGGAAUGUGCAGUGUGCGCGGCAUUCAGGAUGACCCUUGGGGAAACCUAGGCUUGGAAUGAUCAUCAGUCAGACAUUAUUGGCCACACAGUCAAAAUAAAAGUUGUAUGUGUGUGCAUGUUCCUGUGUUCUGUUGUAGUAACGUAACAUCUAGAAUGUAAAUAGUUCAAACUAAUAUUGUUUCUCUUUUAUGUCUCUUUCUCUUUCGGUCUCUCUCCAUCGCUCCAUCCAGGACAUGGACUCUGUGUGGAACCCCAGAGUACCUGGCCCCAGAGGUCAUCCAGAGCAAAGGUCACGGCCGGGCGGUGGACUGGUGGGCCCUGGGGAUCCUCAUCUUUGAGAUGCUGGCUGGGUGAGUAGUAGUGUCCUGUCCUCUGACUGAAUGGGAAGGAUGGGUGUUGAGCUGAACACUAGUGUCAUGAGUCCUGACUGGCCAGGGGUUGAACUGAAUACUGUAAUGUCCCCUGACAGGGCAUGGCUUGAACACCAGGGGUCCCCAGUCCACCAGAGGACAGGAGGACUGUGUGUGGUAUUAGCAGGGGUUGGGGUCAAUUUCAUAUAUAUUCAAGAAGUAAACUAACAUUCCAAUUCUCCUCAUUGCUUUUUAAUGAAAGAUAUUGGAAUCGGAAUUCCAGUUUGCUUCCUGAAUUGAAAUAGAAUUGACCCCAUCCUUGUGUAGUAGUAUGUAUGGAGAGUGGCGGUCCUCUAUGGACAGUGGGCUCUGUCUAUGAACAAUGGGUAGUAUCCAGCAGAAUGUCUGUGGUGAGUCAAUGGAGAUACAAGUGUGCUGUUAUUCAGAGAGUUGAACUUAUGAGGUUACGUCACUCUGUAGUGGGCUUAAUUCCAAGACUAGUCUGCCUUGUGUUACUGUGAUGACGGAGGUGGACGGUCUUAAGGAUGAAAGACAGGUUGAAAAAAGGUCAAAGGUAACUUAUUCUGACGCAUUCCCACCUGUGUGUGAUCUGUGGAGGCCAAGGUUUCAUAUGAACAAACUGUGGUGGCUUUAAGCUAUGCUCUCUCGUCUCAGAAUCCCACUGUCACAGAAUGGGACCUGGGAAUAGGGUACCAUUUGGAACACAGAUAGUGACGCCGGGCCAUUUAGCUAUGGUACAACUGCAGCCUGAAGUCUAUAGAAAUCCUAUUUCAGCAGUGCUUCUGUAGAGUACACUAGUCUUGAAUGAAUGAAUGAAUGAAUGAAUGAAUGACUGACUGACUGAGUGGAUGUCUGCUAGCAACUCAUGGGCGGCGCACAAUUGGCCCAGCGUCGUCCAGUGUAGGGGAGGGAAUGGCCGGCAGGGAUGUAGCUCAGUUGAUAGAGCAUGGCGUUUGCAACGCCAGGGUUGUGGGUUCGAUUCCCACGGGGGGCCAGUAUAAAAAAAAAAUGUAUUCACUAACUGUAAGUCGCUCUGGAUAAGAGCGUCUGCUAAAUGACUAAAAUGUCAAAUGUAAAUGUAAACAUAUAGUCUCACCAUAUAGCCUCACUCAAGUGGCCGGAUGCUCUUCCGCUCCUCUUUUAGACGAGGGCACCAAGUUAAAUGAUUUGUUCUCUAUAGCCCAGCCUACACAUGACUACAGUGGGGGAAAAAAGUAUUUAGUCAGCCACCAAUUGUGCAAGUUCUCCCACUUAAAAAGAUGAGAGAGGCCUGUAAUUUUCAUCAUAGGUACACGUCAACUAUGACAGACAAAAAAAAUCACAUUGUAGGCUUUUUAAUGAAUUUAUUUGCAAAUUAUGGUGGAAAACAAGUAUUUGGUCAAUAACAAAAGUUUCUCAAUACUUUGUUAUGUACCCUUUGUUGGCAAUGACACAGGUCAAACGUUUUCUGUAAGUCUUCACAAGGUUUUCACACACUGUUGCUGGUAUUUUGGCCCAUUCCUCCAUGCAGAUCUCCUCUAGAGCAGUGAUGUUUUGGGGCUGUCGCUGGGCAACACAGACUUUCAACUCCCUCCAAAGAUUUUCUAUGGGGUUGAGAUCUGGAGACUGGCUAGGCCACUCCAGGACCUUGAAAUGCUUCUUACGAAGCCACUCCUUCGUUGUCCGGGCGGUGUGUUUGGGAUCAUUGUCAUGCUGAAAGACCCAGCCACGUUUCAUCUUCAAUGCCCUUGCUGAUGGAAGGAGGUUUUCACUCAAAAUCUCACGAUACAUGGCCCCAUUCAUUCUUUCCUUUACACAGAUCAGUCGUCCUGGUCCCUUUGCAGAAAAGCAGCCCCAAAGCAUGAUGUUUCCACCCCCAUGCUUCACAGUAGGUAUGGUGUUCUUUGGAUGCAACUCAGCAUUCUUUGUCCUCCAUACACGACGAGUUGAGUUUUUACCAAAAAGUUCUAUUUUGGUUUCAUCUGACCAUAUGACAUUCUCCCAAUCCUCUUCUGGAUCAUCCAAAUGCACUCUAGCAAACUUCAGAUGGGCCUGGACAUGUACUGGCUUAAGCAGGGGGACACGUCUGGCACUGCAGGAUUUGAGUCCCUGGCGGCGUAGUGUGUUACUGAUGGUAGGCUUUGUUACUUUGGUCCCAGCUCUCUGCAGGUCAUUCACUAGGUCCCCCCGUGUGGUUCUGGGAUUUUUGCUCACCGUUCUUGUGAUCAUUUUGACCCCACGGGGUGAGAUCUUGCGUGGAGCCCCAGAUCGAGGGAGAUUAUCAGUAGUCUUGUAUGUCUUCCAUUUCCUAAUAAUUGCUCCCACAGUUGAUUUCUUCAAACCAAGCUGCUUACCUAUUGCAGAUUCAGUCUUCCCAGCCUGGUGCAGGUCUAAAAUUUUGUUUCUGGUGUCCUUUGACAGCUCUUUGGUCUUGGCCAUAGUGGAGUUUGGAGUGUGACUGUUUGAGGUUGUGGACAGGUGUCUUUUAUACUGAUAACAAGUUCAAACAGGUGCCAUUAAUACAGGUAACGAGUGGAGGACAGAGGAGCCUCUUAAAGAAUAAGUUACAGGUCUGUGAGAGCCAGAAAUCUUACAUUUACAUUUACAUUUUAGUCAUUUAGCAGACGCUCUUAUCCAGAGCGACUUACAGGAGCAAUUAGGGUUAAGUGCCUUGCUCAAGGGCACAUUUACGUCAUUUAGCAGACGCUCUUAUCCAGAGCGACUCACAAAUUGGUGCAUUCACCCUAUAGCCAGUGGGAUAACCACUUUACAAAUUUUUUUUUUGGGGGGGGGGGGGGGGGGGUAGAAGGAUUACUUUAUCCUAUCCCAGGUAUUCCUUAAAGAGGUGGGGUUUCAAAUGUCUCCGGAAGGUGGUGAGUGACUCCGCUGUCCUGGCGUCGUGAGGGAGCUUGUUCCACCAUUGGGGUGCCAGAGCAGCGAACAGUUUUGACUGGGCUGAGCGGGAACUAUGCUUCCGCAGAGGAAGGGGAGCCAGCAGGCCAGAGGUGGAUGAACGCAAUGCCCUCGUUUGGGUGUAGGGACUGAUCAGAGCCCGAAGGUACAGAGGUGCCGUUCCCCUCACUGCUCCAUAGGCAAGCACCAUGGUCUUGUAACGGAUGCGAGCUUCAACUGGAAGCCAGUGGAGUGUACGGAGGAGGGGGGUGACGUGAGAACUUGGGAAGGUUGAACACCAGACGGGCUGCGGCGUUCUGGAUGAGUUGUAGGGGUUUAAUGGCACAGGCAGGGAGGCCAGCCAACAGCGAGUUGCAGUAAUCCAGACGGGAGAUGACAAGUGCCUGGAUUAGGACCUGUGCCGCUUCCUGUGUAAGGCAGGGUCGUACUCUCCGAAUGUUGUAGAGCAUGAACCUGCAGGAGCGGGUCACCGCCUUGAUGUUAGCGGAGAACGACAGGGUGUUGUCCAGGGUCACGCCAAGGCUCUUCGCACUCUGGGAGGAGGACACAACGGAGUUGUCAACCGUGAUGGCGAGAUCAUGGAACGGGCAGUCCUUCCCCGGGAGGAAGAGCAGCUCCGUCUUGCCAGGGUUCAGCUUGAGGUGGUGAUCCGUCAUCCAUACUGAUAUGUCUGCCAGACAUGCAGAGAUGCGAUUCGCCACCUGGUUAUCAGAAGGGGGAAAGGAGAAGAUUAGUUGUGUAUCGUCAGCGUAGCAAUGAUAGGAGAGGCCAUGUGAGGAUAUGACAGAGCCAAGUGACUUGGUGUAUAGGGAGAAAAGGAGAGGGCCUAGAACUGAGCCCUGGGGGACACCAGUGGUGAGAGCACGUGGUGCGGAGACAGCUUCUCGCCACGCCACUUGGUAGGAGCGACCGGUCAGGUAGGACGCAAUCCAGGAGUGAGCCGCGCCGGAGAUGCCCAGCUUGGAGAGGGUGGAGAGGAGGAUCUGAUGGUUCACAGUAUCAAAGGCAGCAGACAGGUCUAGAAGGACAAGAGCAGAGGAGAGAGAGUUAGCUUUAGCAGUGCGGAGAGCCUCCGUGACACAGAGAAGAGCAGUCUCAGUUGAAUGACCAGUCCUGAAACCUGACUGGUUUGGAUCAAGAAGGUCAUUCUGAGAGAGAUAGCAAGAGAGUUGGCUAAAGUUUUGGAAAGAAAAGAAAGAAGGGAUACUGGUCUGUAGUUGUUGACAUCAGUGGGAUCGAGUGUUGGUUUUUUGAGAAGGGGAGCAACUCUCGCUCUCUUGAAGACGGAAGGGACAUGGCCAGCGGUCAAGGAUGAGUUGAUCAGCGAGGUGAGGUAGGGGAGAAGGUCACCGGAGAUGGUCUGGAGAAGAGAGGAGGGGAUGGGGUCAAGCGGGCAGGUUGUUGGGCGGCCUGCAGUCACAAGUCGCAGGAUUUUAUCGGGAGAAAGAAGUCAAAGCAUAGGGUAGGGCAGUGUGAGUAGGACCAGCAGUGUCAUUAGACUUAACAAACGAGGAUCGGAUGUCGUCAACCUUCUUUUCAAAGUGGUUGACGAAGUCAUCCACAGAGAGAGGGGAGGGGGGGAGGAUUCAGGAGGGAGGAAAAUGUGGCAAAGAGCUUCCUAGGGUUAGAGGCAGAUGCUUGGAAUUUAGAGUGGUAGAAAGUGGCCUUAGCAGCAGAAACGGAUGAAGAAAAUGUAGAGAGGAGGGAGUGAAAAGAUGCCAGGUCGGCAGGGAGUUUAGUUUUCUUCCAUUUCCGCUCCGCUGCCCGGAGCUCUGUUCUGUGAGCUCGCAAUGAGUCAUCAAGCCACGGAGCUGGAGGGGAGGACCGAGCCGGCCGGGAGGAUAGGGGACACAGAGAGUCAAAGGAUGCAGAAAGGGAGGGUUGAGGAGGAAGAAUCAGGAGAUUGGAGGGAGAAGGAUUGAGCAGAGGGAAGAGAUGAUAGGAUGGAAGAGGAGAGAGUAGUGGGAGAGAGAGAGCGAAGGUUGCGGCGGCGCAUUACCAUCUGUGUAGGGGCAGAGUGAGUAGUGUUGGAGGAGAGCGAGAGAGAAAAGGAAACAAAGUAGUGGUCGGAGACAUGGAGGGGAGUUGCAGUGAGAUUAGUAGAAGAGCAGCAUCUAGUAAAGAUAAGGUCAAGUGUAUUGCCUGCCUUGUGAGUAGGGGGGGACGGUGAGAGGGUGAGGUCAAAAGAGGAGAGGAGUGGAAAGAAGGAGGCAGAGAGAAAUGAGUCAAAUGUGGACAUAGGGAGGUUGAAAUCCCCCAAAACUGUGAGGGGUGAGCCAUCCUCAGGAAAGGAACUUAUCAAGGCGUCAAGCUCAUUGAUGAACUCUCCAAGGGAACCUGGAGGGCGAUAGAUGACAAGGAUAUUAAGCUUAAAUGGGCUAGUGACUGUGACAGCAUGGAAUUCAAAUGAGGAGAUAGACAGGUGGGUUAGGGGAAAAAUUGAGAAUGUCCACUUGGGAGAGAUGAGGAUUCCUGUGCCACCACCCCUCUGACCAGAUGCUCUCGGGGUAUGCGAGAACACAUGGUCAGACGAGGAGAGAGCAGUAGGAGUAGCAGUGUUUUCAGUGGUAAUCCAUGUUUCCGUCAGCGCCAGGAAGUCGAGGGACUGGAGGUUAGCAUAGGCUGGGAUGAAGUCAGCUUUGUUGGCAGCAGAACGGCAGUUCCAGAGGCUGCCUGAGACCUGGAACUCCAGGUGUGGGGUGCGUGCAGGGACCACCAGGUUAGAGAGGCAGCAGCCACGCGGUGUGAGGCGUUUGUGUAGCCUGUGCAGAGAGGAGAGAACAGGGAUAGGCAGAGGCAUAGUUGACAGGCUGUAGCAAAUGGCUACAAUAAUGCAGAGGAGAUCGGAAUGAAAUGAACUAAACAUCUGGAAGAAGAGAGAGCAGGGCCUCCCUCACCAAAACUUCCACCUCAGAAACUAUAAUUGUUUCACUGAACCACCCGAACAAAAACUCUCCCAACUUCCACCUUUAGAAAUCAGAAUUGUUGUGAACCACAGCGGUUCAAUGUUUAAAGGAGUAGACCCAACCCACUUUAUUCAGCUAGCUAACUAUGACACCAUAGCUAACUAGCGUGCUAGCAUCCAAUAACACACAGUUUAGCACCAACACUUGGUCACAACAAACCACCAAUAGUGUGUUAACACACUAAGCAGAUAAUUCGUGUCCGUGUCUAGUUCCUUUCAUAACGCAGCAAUAAUUAAACGUUGGCUAGCUUAGCACAAAUAUAUUGUAUCUUGCUUGUUUGUAGGUGACCAAAUACUUAUUUUCCACCAUAAUUUGCAAAUAAAUUCAUAACAAAUCCUACAAUGUGAUUUUCUGGAUUUUUUUUCCUCAUUUUGUCUGUCAUAGUUGACGUGUACCUAUGAUGAACAUUACAGGCCUCUCAUCUUUUUAAGUGGGAGAACUUGCACAAUUGGUGGCUGACUAAAUACUUUUUUCCCCCACUGUAAGUGCUUGCUUUUUGCUUAUAGUCCACAUGCAUUCCUGCAGGUGUCACAUAGGCUACAUAUACUAGGCUAAUACAUAGGGCCUAGCCUAUGUAUUCUCACUGAACUGUGAGUCGAUAAAAGUGUCUGCUAAGCGCCAUAUUAUAUUACAUAGACAAUGCGUUGGAUCAUACAAUCCAUGGAAGCAAGAGAGAAGGACUGUGAUAGCGUGAUGUUCAGUACACUAUCCCAGAUGUUCCCUUCCAGGGGUACUAGAACCACAGGGGGUAGUUGGCCUAUCCACAGGGGGUAGUUGAGAAGACUCAUGAGACCAUAGGCCUACUGGUAACAUGAGGGGGUACUUCAGGGGUACUCCGGACAGAGCAAAAUUGAGUUGGUGGUACAGUAACCAAAAAAGGUUGGGAACCACUGCACUAUCAUGUGAAUUAGUCACCCCUAGAGGGCACUAGUUGUUAUAACCUCAGUACACAGGAUGUGUUUGGGUGUGUGUUUGUUUUGCUAUGAAAAUGUAGCAUAGCCCUUAUCUCCAGAGUGGGUUAAAAUGUUUUAAAAUCAGAGAUAUGACUUCAUAUGUAUGCCUUUGAACAAAAUCAACAUAGAUAGGCCUAGUAUUUGGCAGCUAGACUUAUAAUAAUAAUAAUAAUAAUAAUAAUAAUAAUAUGCCAUUUAGCAGACGCUUUUAUCCAAAGCGACUUACAGUCAUGUGUGCAUACAUUUUUACGUAUGGGUGGUCCCGGGGAUCGAACCCACUACCCUGGCGUUACAAGCGCCAUGCUCUAAUAAUCUACUUAUAAAACAUCACUCCGCUUUUCUUCACUACACGGCUGAACAGUUGGGAAAAUAUAAUCUAUAACAUGUAUUCGAACUUUGAGAUUUAUUUAAAUGUUUUAAUUGUAUUCAUAAUGUUUAUUAUUUACCAUAUUUAUAAAAUUAUAUGAGUAUAGAAACGUACUAGAGUGGUAGUGAAGUUGUCAGUGAAUCAGGGGUCUUUCUGUACGUAUCUCCUCACCCUAGUCUAUUCAUGUGCCAGUGGAGAAUUCAGUGGCCUUGGCUUCUGAAUGUGACCUUCUCCAUAGCAUUCAUCACACUGGCCUUUGAAGUGUGAACACACACUCAGCGCUCCAGGAGACAAAACUCCCUUCAGAACAACACGCCCUAAAAGGUUGACUGUCGCGUAACUGUUUUGUCAAAGGUCCUGUAGCUUCUGGACUGGAAGAAUGUAGAGGGGGCUUCUGAAAGUUACAUGGUGUGGUAUGUUUACAAAGUCAAACAUCCGCCCCGAUGGUCCUGACUUCUGGGAAUAAUCAUGACGGGGUCAUCUGUGCACUGAGCUUCACACACACUCAGUCCAGCCCGCCUGUAUCUUACACACAUCGACACACACACACACACACACCGACACACACACACACAGUCCAGUAGACUUGUAUCAUCCUGUAUCUAAUCCUGCCUGGAGGGGGAGCCUGCUCUCCUUAAUGAAAACCACCCUGUCUUUCUGUGUGUGUGGUCCUCCCUCCCACUCACAUCACAUUUUUUACAUUUACAUUUUAGUCAUUUAGCAGACGCUCUUAUCCAGAGCGACUUACAGUUAGUGAGUGCAUACAUUAUUUUUUUAUACCCCCGUGGGAAUCGAACCCACAACCCUGGCGUUUCAAACCCACAUGCUCUACCAACUGAGCUACAUCCCUGCCGGCCAUUCCCUCCCCUACCCUGGACGACGCUGGGCCAAUUGUGCGCCGCCCCACAACAUCUUCUCUGGUCAAUGUAGCCUAUCCAGUUCCAUGCGAACCAGAAACAGUUUUAUUUGCAGACUUAUAGGCCUAACUGUUUUUCUACAAGAUAUGGAAGUUAACUAUUCUUGGGAGUAUUCUUGUAGAUUCUUACUGUAGCUGUGCUAGGUUAAAUCUACUCCUAAACACCUAGGCCUACUCCUACAUGCAGACUAUCCUAACUCCUACUCCUAAACAUGUUAGUUGUUCCCUGUUUUCAUUUAUCCUGUUUUCACCAUUUCCUCCAUCCAUUCCUCCCCAUCCUCCUCUCCCUGUGGAAUCUUGGCGACACCUCAGGUGUUACAUAAAACCGUAGGUUACUGUUAAGUAAGAGGAGCCGAGUCUCUAGUCUCUCACUGUACAUCACUGGGGACCUAGACUCAUCUACCGGCAGGCUGGCGGGGGUACCUGGGGGAGCGGGGUUGUAGCCUGGGGGGGUAGUCUGCACUUGUCCUCCCACCCUCUCUCUCUCUCUCCCUCUACCAUCCAGUAAGAGGAGGGCCCAUCAGGACAGCAGCUCUCUGUUGAUUCAUCCUUUGGCUCCCCUCGUAUUCUACCAACGCCCAGACACUUUUUAUUCUCCCUUCUGCUCUGUCGUUCACCGUAGAGACCUGUCCCUGCUAAAGACAUUACAUUCCCCUUGGCAAGGAGCUUCUCUGAAGGACUUUAUUCUGAUCUCAGGCCAUGACCAAACAUUAUUACCGGGUAUUAUUUCUCCCUUCCUCCUCCUGUCCGUAUUAGUCAUUUCAGUUUAUUGACAGGUUUUGAUUGGUGCGUGCCAUCAUCCACUGAUGCAGUUUUCCUUUGGAUAGUUGGUAAUAUGUCUUAUCUGGCUUUCGUCUGACCAUCUGACUUGAAUGAAUCUACGACACAAUUCUCUCAGACCGCUACAUGAAAAAAAAAAAAGUUGGUCUGUGUUCUGACUCCAUUUUGACUGGCUCGGCUCGGCAGCCCCUGUGACAAACUGGUGUGAUUAUCCGGCUGUCUGCUGCAUGUGUAAUGCAUUUAGCUAGGCUGGCCUGGCCCAUUAUGUAAUGCAGCCUGCAUGGUUAAUGGCUUGUCCAGGCUGGAGCAGAGCAGUGCUGGGAAAGCAUUCAGCAUUAAACCAUCAGAGUCACCAGAAUGCAGCUGAUUGGUCUGUGGAGCUAUAGCACUAUACUACAUCAAAUCAAAUCCAAUUUUGUUUGUCACAAACAUGUGUUUAGCAGAUGUUAUAGCGGGUGUAGCGAAAUGCUUGUGAGAUAGAGACACGUAGGCGACUGUGUUCACAUACACACACACACAGGGUCAAACAGCACACACAGGUCACCAGAUGAGUUAAUUAAACAGUAGGGUCACGUGUUUCACUGCUUUGUGUUGUCGUGUAUUUUACUGCAGCCCUUUCAAUUUCCUGUGUAUAGCUAGAUUCCCAUCUAUUAUUCAAACAUCUGCAUAAAAACAAUAUGUACAUUUUCCCACCAGAGAUGUGUUUCCAUCACAUUGAUUUGUUGCGGAUAAAAAGCUGUGCGUGUUGACGUAGGGCAUAUCAAAAUUACUUUUGCGGUUAAAUUCCUAUGUUCCGAUACAAGUAAAUGGGUUUCCAUCGCAUUUUCAACUCUACUGAUGGUUUUGUCACAAAAAAAUGUUGCGGUUGUUAAGCAAAUGAGGUCUUUGCACGUGCCCUCUAGCCGACAGCUGUCAGAUACAGUGCAGGUAGGCUACCUACAUUAUGAGAUUAUUAUGGACAAAAAAGCGAGAUUAUUUGUCAAACAGCAGCCAAGCAUCGAUCAUCAUGUCACCAUCAAGCUCAUCACCGUGCACUUUUACCACCCUGGGAAGUUCAUCAUAACUUAUUUCACCUGUAGCCUAAUAAACGGCAUGCUUUCCCGAGUCGUAGUGGGACACAAAGUUUACUUCAAUAUAAUGGUUAUAUCAAUAUUUGCGCGUAAAGGCGUUUCCACCGCCAUUUCUCACGUAAUACAUUUUACAGAGACAAGAUCCCAAGCAUUUUGCUUGGCGGACAUUUGGAAAGUUUACCGUCAGGCCUGUCGUGACAUUUUAAUCCGAGGUACUUUACUCGCAUAAAUAGGUUGGAUGGAAACUUGGCUUUAUGAUGCUAUUUUUACACGGUGAUUUCAUUUUAUUCUAUUUCUUUAGUGUUUGCCAAAAGGAACAAACAUUUGGAGGAGUUUGCAAGUAAUCACCGGUUGAGGAGCGAUUACUGUUUUAUGACAUGUUCUUUUAUUUUUCUCUGAAGGUACCCACCGUUUUUUGAUGACAAUCCUUUUGGUAUUUAUCAGAAGAUCCUCGCCGGAAAGCUGGAAUUCCCGCGGCAUCUGGAUUUCUAUGUAAAGUAAGUCAGUACACACACACACACACCCAAGCACAGAGGAUUGUGGGUGAGAAAUGGAGGCAAAGUACCCAAGGUCUACCACUACCUCGACACAAAUGCAUUCCACUAUGAUACAUUAUCGACGAUAAGCCAUCUUAUAUAAUUUCAAGUUGUGAGGAGUCAUCUGAAUUUAUGGAAGUUGAUUUUCACAUCACAUUUCAAUCAGACUUUUAGAUUUAGGGUCUUGGUAUGCAGGAAACAAAAUGUUCCUUCUCCAGACGGUUAUUGGAAACACAACCGUAUCCACCACCACACUCUCUCUACCCAUAACAAACAUGGUGUGUUUUGGAAAUGCAUUACCAAUACUCAUGAUAAGGACCUGACAAUUGGAAUUUGGCAGGACUGCAUUAUGAAUACCUUUUUAGUUGUGUAUGUGCAUCUGGGAAUGUACCAAAUCCAAUAUUUAACUUAUCUCUUCAGUGCAUGCUUGCGUGGAUGUGUGUGUGACCGUAUGUGUGGAUGAACGUGUGUGCCUGCCUGCACACGCAGACAACGAUCUACGUGUGUGUGCUAACGGCUACGUCACACAGCGCAACCAUCCUCCCAAACGACAGGGUCAAUCAGCCUCCCAUGCAGAAGAUAAAGAGCUAGCUACACUGAAUGUGGGGUGUGGGGCCUCACUAAUGACACACCCUGCUGAGUUGCAACUCGUCCUUUAAACCCAUCACAACCAUCACGCUGCUCCUCAGAACAGCUGGGGGCUGGAGUAAUGUUAGGAGAUUACCGGCUUUAGAAGGAGAGGAGGGCCUGGGACGUACUCAAUCAGCCCUGACACACUGGCCCAGCCGGAGACCUGGGAGAGGCCACAAACACACACGGUGUUACCAAACACACACACACACACACACACAGUGUUGCCUAACGCACACACGCACACAGUCCCGCUGCUACAUAACACACUGACAAUAGAGCCCCAAACACUUAAACAAUCUAUCUUUUGGCCACCAGACAGACAGUAGGGUUUUAUUUUUUUAAUAUUCCCUCCAGCUAUAUCACUGUCACUUUGACCCUCUCCCAUCCAUCAGGGCUGAUGGGUAGAACCUGAGGCAGAGGUGUCUGUCUGUCCAUUGCACUAACUAUUUUCUAUCGCAUAGAAGAUAAGAUGUGUUACAGUAUUACUAAACAGGUAUUAGACCUACUUAUUGUAAGGUGUUAUAUGCCAUUCAAAAUAUACUGUAUUUAGUAUCCAGAGUAUAGCCUAAUUCCACUGUGCCAGGUUUUCUGCAUAGAAAAUUAUUUUUUCAGGCCGCCUUAGUCCAAACCGAUAGAUAGAUAUAAAAUAAUUUUCAGGAUGGUAAAAAUGUUUUCAGUGCUCUAUUGAUUUUGUUAUAAUGUUUGAGUCACUCAGAUAGCAUAAGAACACACAUAAGCCAUGGCAAAAUGUGUAGAUUUGCAGGAAAUUUGCUUUAAAACUGAAACAAUAUUCUCUCCGCCCAUGGUAUAAAGUGUAGAAUUCCUCAAAAAUGUUGGUCGGUGACCGCAUCAUUUGCCACGCCCACUGCCACGCCCCUGCCAUUCCCACCACCAAAGCUCCAUUUUGAUCCAGACAAAGCCCUGCUGUGUGGUAUGUUUCCAUAGAAAUGUACAGUGACAUUGUUUAUUGCUUACAUAUUCCGUAAGAUAUAAUUCUCUCAGAUUGGGCAAUCAGUUGGGGUUAAGGAAAGUCAGGCUUUAUGACCAUAUUUGUAUUUAACCAGGAAAUGACUGUUGAUGUUAGAAAUGUAUUUUGUGAGGGAGACCUAGCAAGAGGUCAGCAGGAAGUAGUCAGUGUGUACACACACAAUACAAUACAUUGGAACAAUUCAGUCACAUUUUCUUUGAUCAGAGCUUUAAACUCAGACACUCUCCUCUAGUUUUAAAGUAUUUUGUAGUCGUUUCAGGACCAAGGAGUAUUAUAGGAGAAGGAUUGUUUCCCCAUUUCAGUCCUUGCCCUAGCAACUGUAAAAGAGAGCACUGAAUGAGAGCGGAGGCUGUUGGAUUGUGAAGUUGUUAGUUGGGAGGGUUUAAAAAGAUAAAAUGCACACUGUCAAUAUUCUGCUAGGAUAUUUACGUCUGUGCUGGCAGCUCGUUGGUUGUGAGAUACGGCAGCUUUAUUGAAAGCUCGCUCUGUCAGCGCCGGUCGCAUAUCAUCGGAAAACGUACACUGUCAUUUUAAAGGCAUUGUGAAUCAUCCCAAAUUCAUCCCUAAAGUAUACCUACGCCAACAUCUUUAUAGUUGUGAAAAGUUGAACUUUAAAAUCUGUCACUUUCCCUCAAUUAAAAGACGGAGAGAGAGAGCAAUAGAGAGAGAUGUUUCUGUCAGGAUGCACCUCACACACACACACACACACACACACACACACACACACACACAGGAUGUAUGUCUCUGUUACCCCAUGGCACCUUUAUGAGUCCGUCGGGUUAUCUGUUGUUCCAAUGGCCAAGCUCAUCCAUCUUGUUGUCAGCUUUUGGACGGAGACGGACCUCUUGGCUUCUGACUGAAGCUGCAGAGUCUGGAGAUAGAUUGUUAGUGUGAACUCAUUGUGUAUGACUCUCCCUGACUGUCUUUCUAUUGUUUUCCAGAGAUCUCAUCAAGAAAUUCCUCGUCAUUGACCGAGCCAGGAGGUUAGGCAAUAUGAAGGUGAGUUUCAAGAUCAAAGCAUUAUUGAGAUUCAGAUUCAGAAAGCUUUAUUGUCCCAAGCUGUACAAAAACAUUACACAAGAACAGAUACACAGUACAAAUUAAACUGAUUUAAAGUGUUUUGUUGACUCGGCAGGAUGUGGAGGGAGUCUUUUGCAGUUUGAAGUCACAGUCUGAACACAGACAGGAGAGGAAAGGGAGUGACUGAAUGUCUGCAUUUGGUUCCAAUUAGCUGGAUACAUAGAGGAAGUUGUUGUAGAGGUAGUUUGCACCCUUAAAGGGGUGGGAGAGGGCGGCAGGGGUUUAGGGUGGAUCACAGGAAAACAGAUUUCCCCUUCCUCUGCACUGUCAGUUGAGUAGUUAAUCACAUGGAAGAUCCAGGGUACCGGGUUAAUUACUUAGUCCUGCCAUUUCAACAAAUAUAUAUAUAGUAUCUUGCUGAAAAGAUGUCCCAUUUGGUAGCCAGGAUGUCCACUGUAGUAGUAGGAGUGAAGCCAGUAUGCACAAGCCAUCUGCACAGGAAAUGUAUAGAAUGCGACAGAGAAGCUGUGUUUGCACAGUGAGCACUGGAGCCUCCCUCCACAAUGAACAUGGUCUCUUGGUAACACCAUAUUCCCUUUAUAGUGCACUACGUUUGAACAGGGCCCAUAGGACUCUGGUCAAAAGUAGUGCACUAUGUAGGGAAUAGGGUGCCAUUUGGGACGCGGUGUCACUCAGUAGAGAGAUCUGUAAUUCCUCUUGAGUAAAUUAAUGCAUUUUUACACCCCUGUGAUGAAUUUGCUCUCAGUUAUAACAGGAGGGAUUUUCUUUUUAAACUGCACAAUUCUUCACAUUCGACUAGACUCUUGUAUUAAAUGGGUAAAACAUGUGAGAGAUCCAAAGUAGGUGCUAUGCACAUCUUAAGUCUCAUGGCGCACUGAUUAUUCCUACUUUGCUUUCCACCGUUGUGUGCUUUAUGUAUGUAUGCCUCAGGAACACAGCAGGCCUGGUUUUUACUCAUCUACCAAAUAUGGAAAGACCGAGUGAAAGAAAAAAAACAAGUGUUUAUCAGUUUUAGACUUCUAGUCCCUAUAGUCUACCGCCAUGUAAUGAUUCAUUAAUUGGAAUCAUAUAUGUAUCUGGCACUGAUGUUCAAUCAAAGGAUGAUAUCUGAGUGUUUUGAAUUACGCUAUUCAAAGGCAUAAGAGUCAAUGUGGGAUUAUAUGAAGGCUCUUUUCAAUAUAACAACUGUUGGUAAGCACAAUGAUUAAAUCAACAAUUCACCACACAGUCUGUUAUUGACUUGUGCCUCAAAGGGUUUUCUGAAGAAAAUGUGCUAGUUAGCUGACUAGCUAGCUGACUCAUGGAGUGGUCUAGCUACACACUCGCAGUAUACAGUGUGAAUCACCACAGACACCACAAAGUGUUUAGAAAGAAUGAAGUGUUUUGCUCUAAUGAUUAUUAUUUCAAACCAUUUAUUCCAGACGAGAAGAACGUUAUUCAUCUUGAUUCCAGAUUGUAUUGAAUAGACCGUCCACAGACAGCUCUGAUGCACAAUGUCUUCUCUUGCAGAACGGGGCUGACGAUGUGAAAAAGCACAGAUGGUUCAAGUCUAUAGACUGGGAUGGUGUUCCUCUGAGAAAACUGAAGGUCUGUCACGUUGUCUUUAUUACACACACAAACAUCUAGACACAUCAAUAGGAACACACGUAAACGUACACUUUAUUUUCAGUACAAAAUGUUUUCAUUAAGCUCACCAUUUUAGAGUUGAUAUACUUUUAGCUCUUUGAUGUAUUCAGCGUCACAUUAUUUUGUUCCCUCAGCCACCCAUAGUUCCCAAGGUGUCCCACGAAGGUGACACGUCUAACUUUGAUGCCUACCCCGAGGACGAGUGGAAGAAAGACGCACCUGUGCCUGCAAAGGAUUUAGAAAUCUUCAAGAACUUCUAG